AGUCUGACUCCCAGCAACGAUCUGGUACAGUGGCUGAAUGGCACAGUGACAUUAUUCUGCAGCUCGUGCGUCCACGCGUGUGAGAACGAGCUCUGUGGGGCUCAUGUCCCAGUUAAUGCAGUGCAGAAGGCACCUGUUACAUCGAGUCGUUACCCAACCUUCCUAAUAAAAUCCUCCUGUCCUGUGACUCAGUCAUUACACAUUGCAGCUGUCACUCAUGAGUUGCGGCCCUACGUGAGAGAGAGAGAGAGAGAGAGAGAGACGGGGACGAGCGAGGGGACGCGCUGGCGUGCCUCGGCGCGGAGCAUAAUGCAGAGGAAGUCUGCUGUUUCUGGGUGUUGUGCCUUCGAAGCGGCGCAAACGCCUGAUGAAAGCUUCGGAGAAGCGCAGGGAAGUCAGGAUUCUUUUCCUGAUAUUGUCACCGACCAUCCGGUGCUGCUUCCACGCUGCAGAGAUACAGCAGCAGAUCCCUGGAAAUAGUGCGACCUUGGCAGACCUUUAGAGUGAUAUUAAACAAUGGGAGAUGGAAUUAUAGCCGAAUAUUAUAUAAAUUAUAGAUGUACAAAUAAUAAUAAACUGAGAGCUUGUUGGACACGAGUAAUAAAACAACUUGUCCAAUGCAAACACAUGGUUGAGCUGUGACCCAAAUUGCAGCCAUGCCUUUGAUGUAAUUUGUUGCAGGAAAAGGGCAGAAGCUGAUCUAAUCUGAGCAGCGGAGUUUAUAAAGUGGCACUGCCUUCGCCAAAUAUGGUCAAAUAAUGUGGUGUUUGCUUGGGUUAAAUGACGCGUGUUUGUUUAGAUAGAGACAAGUUUGCUACUAUAAAUUACUGAGGACGAAAACUUUCACCUAGUCUGAUCAUAUCUGCUCUACCGCCACUGUUUUGCUUCUGUUUCUGUUGUUAUUGUGCGUAAUUAUACUUCUGUCCUUCUCAGAUUCCAUCGCUUUCAUUCUGUUGGAUUUUUAUGUUCUUGUGUAGAAAACCUGAUCUAAAAAAAUAUGAUGUUUUAUCUCAAAUGGCAAUUUUGCUCAUCAAGCUAUAUAAUAAUAUAAUAAAGUGAUUUUCCGCCACGCAAACACGCGCACCUAUUGUGCUGCAGCUGAACGUGUCAUUAGCGGACGUGGCAGAGGUUGGUGGACAACAAGAAUCUGCUACUUGUGUACAUUCCUGAAGUGUUUUCGCGUGGAGCUGGGAUUUCCCUCGGUCGAACGCAGGAACCAUUAAGUUCAGCGUCCAGGCGCGAGCGCGAGUGUAAAAGUAAAUAGGAAGGCAACGCUCGGGGUAAAAAGCCCGCAAACGGGGCUUCACGUCAGCCCUCGCGUCUGAUGGGCCCCCAGAAAACACGCAGUGGCGUGUUAAUGGGAACAGGAGGCUUCUUCCCAUCACCGGCUGCAGGUGGAGUACAGACAGUCGUGCGUCACGCCCCUCGCACUUUAAAAAGCGGCUCCGGGGCGCACGCACAUAACGGUCCGAAGCCGGCGAGAUCUGCAGACUGUUUAAGACUUUUUAAUAUUCGAACAACCGCUGCUCAUUCUGUAUUCACGGUUCAGCGAACUGCCCGCUUCCUUUUUUCUCCUCUUUCUUCGUCUCCGUCCGACCCACCUGCUCGGCUGCGCGCGGACACCAUGGCCAGCUCCGGAAUGCAGCUCAUCGGCUUCCUCCUCGCGCUGGUCGGUCUCGCUGCCACCAUAUCCGCCAUCAUGAUGGUCCAAUGGAAGAAGCAGUCGCACGGCAAAGCCUUCCGCAACUACGAGGGUCUGUGGAUGAGCUGCAGCGGCAGCGAGCGGACCACCUGCGACUUCCACGACUCGGUCCUGAAGCUGUCAAGUGAGGUCCAGGCGACCAGGGCCGUGCUGAUGCUCAGCAUCUUCCUCUCGGCCGUGGCCGUGGUCGUCUCCACCGUGGGAAUGAAGUGCACCCACUUCAUGGACGACAAGGCCCCGACCAAGGCCGCGGUGGCUCUGAUCGGAGGAGUAAUGUUCAUGAUGGCAGGUUUACUGACCAUCAUCAUCACCUCCUGGUAUGUUAAAAUGAUCAUUCAGAAUGUCCAGUACAUCCAUUCCACGCAGAGCAUAGAGUUCGGUAAGGCCGUGUUCGUCAGCUGGGCCGGCGGCCUCCUCACUCUGGCCGGCGGCGCUUUCCUGAGCUGUCGACGCUGCUCUCGGUCCCAGUCGUCCCAGUCGUCCCAGUUGUCCCAGCCCAGAGGAGGCAGCCACCUCAUGUCUGCCACUAACGCAAAGUCCAACUACGUCUAGCGUACGGUUGGUGCAGUCUCCCAGCCAGUGAUCAGUAUGUGUUUGUGAUAAAGGUGCUGCUGUCAGAUGUAAGGAUGUAAAUGAUUUAAUGCUGAACCACUUGCUGGCGUUUGUUGUAUAUGUCUAGCUUAAAGAAAGGGGGCUCUGCCUUUAGCACAGUAUGAACCUACCCAUGACCAAUGAGUUUACAGUAACGAUGUGAUGUUUGUCGUCCUUCUCUGCAGAUUUCUGUACUUUCAUGGUAUAAUUUCAACAUCUUCUUUACCUCAGUUUCUUACUGUUUUAAGCAUAUUAGUGUCUAUGUUGAUGUAAGAUUUCACAUUUUUAGUUUUAUAACUGUUAUGAAUAAUUCUGUUUUUUCUGUAAUAUAUUUGUAAGAAAAUAAAAAUAAAAGGAUUUUGUUUGUAUUAAUCACA
Betta splendens (Siamese fighting fish) is the source of this 2670-nucleotide messenger RNA. RefSeq names its product claudin-1-like. The transcript is spliced from 4 exons. Gene Ontology annotation, cellular component: bicellular tight junction; plasma membrane. Lineage: Eukaryota; Metazoa; Chordata; Actinopteri; Anabantiformes; Osphronemidae. Gene Ontology annotation, molecular function: structural molecule activity. The record is from RefSeq and is a predicted model, not a curated record. Gene Ontology annotation, biological process: cell adhesion; bicellular tight junction assembly. Bases 1325 to 2254 code for a protein of 309 amino acids.